Dermatophagoides farinae (American house dust mite) is the source of this 2182-nucleotide messenger RNA. RefSeq lists its product as uncharacterized. Gene Ontology annotation, molecular function: sequence-specific DNA binding; DNA-binding transcription factor activity, RNA polymerase II-specific. The record is from RefSeq and is a predicted model, not a curated record. Gene Ontology annotation, cellular component: nucleus. NCBI's taxonomy places the organism in Eukaryota, Metazoa, Arthropoda, Arachnida, Sarcoptiformes, Pyroglyphidae. Gene Ontology annotation, biological process: regulation of transcription by RNA polymerase II; cell differentiation.
UUCAUUAUUCUGUUGUUCAUUUGUUCAUUCGAUCUGUUCUGAUCAUCUUUUAUAUCUGACUUUGAACUUGACUUUGAAAAAAAAGAAUGUCUCAACGAUAAUUGUUUUUAUCAAUAAUAGUAGGUAUGUUUAAUGUAUACGCGUAUUUCAAUAUUAUUAAAGGACCGCACAAGUAGAAGUACCUAGUUGAAUCCAUCACCAUCACCACCACCACUGAAUUUUUCAUUCUAUUUCAUUCUAUAUUUUAUGACCUCGCCUAUCGAUCGGUCUAUUCGAGACCUACCUGAAGAAAAUUGACGUCUGACAUUUGAAACAAACAAAUCAAAAAAAGAGAUUUCAGAUCAAAAAGAAUGGCAUCAGCAACAAGUAAUAAUGUCUAUCAACAAUCACAAGACUUUAUUCCAAACAAUCAUCAUCAUAAUCGGCAAACAGGAGACAUUUCAACUUUGACCUUUCCUCCACAAACACCACAACAACAACAGCAACAACAAAAUUUUAUUACGAUUAACCAAUUCAAUAUAAUUGACAUUCAUUGUCAAGCGAAUGGACAAACGCAACAACAAAUUGCUUCGCCAACGCCUUCAUCGUUGCCUAUUAUGAAUAACCAAACAAUCAGAAUCAAAGAUGAAGAUAGAAACGAUUCUUAUUAUCAUCAUCAUAAUUAUCCACAAGGGCCACCAUCAUCUUCACCAGGUUCAUCAAUGUCUUCGGAUUGUGAUGGUCGAUUAAUGGUGGAUAACAGAGAUUACAUGUCCGAAAUCGAUCACGCCUGCAAAAUAUUGGCCAUUUCAGCUGAUCCUUACAAUUGGAAUCAAACGGAUGUACGAAAAUGGCUUAUGUAUCAACAACGUUUACAUCAAUUGAAAUCAUGUACUAUUAUUGAAAAUGGUUUCCGCAUGGAUGGCAUGUCAUUAUGUGAGCUAAAUCUCGAAGAUUUUCAUCAAAGAAUUUUAAGUUCAUUGAAUAUGACCAACGGAAAUAUGGAAACAUGGAAUUAUGCCACAGUGCUUUAUCAGGAAUUGAAUAUUUGGCGUAAUGCCAUUACAAAAAUGUUUGAACCGGAUUUUACAUUUUUUGAUUCAUCAUCAUCCACCGUUGAACAAUCACAAAAUUAUGAUCAAUUUCCUGUAAUGAAUGAUAACAAAUCGAUGAUGUUAGUACCAUACAGUCGACAAGCUCAAUCAUCAUCACCAACAUCGGAAAAAUCAUCAUCAUAUUGUAGUAGUAGUAGCUAUGGUGGCCAACAGAUGUUUAGUUAUGGUAGUCAUAUGGAUGGAUACCAGAACAAUGUUUCACAAUCACUGCCUAUGAACUCAUUUUAUGAUCCAUCAUCAAAUAAUUCGGUCUAUUCGAGCAGUCCAUCUAGUUCACCACAGAGAUCUUUAUAUUGUUCAUCACCUGCCGGUAGCAUUUCAUCAGCAUCGUCGAUGAUCAAUAAUAAUUACAUAACUAACCACAUGCAACAACAACAACUCCCAUCAUCACAGCAAUCAGUCGACCAUAUCGCCUUGAAUCAGGGAAAAUUUCCAGAAAAUUCAUAUACCUCAAUGUAUCAAAAUGUCUACGGAAAUGACCUUUCUGGACAUCAGGAACACAUGUUUUAUCCCCAACAACUUAAAAGUGAAUAUGGAAGCGAUGAUGACAUGUUGAGCGAUGAUGAUCCAAUCAAUGGUAAAUGUCCCAUGAUAAUUUCUACACAGAAAUGCCAUCAAACACCAAUGUCACAUCAAUCAGCAACAAUGAAAAAACCAACCUUCAAUGGUUCACGUCCACAUGGUUCUUCAACUUCCAUACAAUUAUGGCAAUUUCUUAAGGAACUUUUAUCACAUCCAAACCAAUACGAAAAUGCAAUUCGAUGGUUAGAACGGCCACGUGGUGUUUUUAAAAUUGAAGAUUCUGUUCGUGUUGCUCGACUUUGGGGUCAACGAAAAAAUCGUCCAGCCAUGAAUUAUGAUAAAUUAUCUCGUUCAAUACGGCAAUAUUAUAAGAAAGGUAUCAUGAAAAAGACUGAACGUGCACAACGAUUGGUCUAUCAAUUUUGUCAACCAUAUGCCAUGUAAGGUAAUUUGGUAAAAUCUGUAAAUACUUAUGUAUUUCGUAUUCUGGGUUAUAUCCAUUGAUCCAUUGUUGUAAUUACACUAGAGUUAUUAGUGUUAUCACAAGAAAUUUUUCUUUAAAACAA